This is a messenger RNA of Cucumis melo (muskmelon), 672 nucleotides long. Its product is annotated as secreted RxLR effector protein 161-like. The record is from RefSeq and is a predicted model, not a curated record. Lineage: Eukaryota; Viridiplantae; Streptophyta; Magnoliopsida; Cucurbitales; Cucurbitaceae. The coding region runs from base 1 to 672 and encodes 223 amino acids. The transcript has a single exon.
AUGUAUCGGCAACUCGUUGGCAGUCUCAUCUAUCUAACAGUGACUCGUCCAGACAUUGCAUAUGCUGUUCACAUUGUUAGCCAAUUUAUGGCUGCUCCUCGAACCACCCACUUUACUGCCGUACUACGUAUCCUUUGUUAUGUCAAGGGAACUUUGGGACAUGGACUUCAGUUUUCUUCUCAAUCCUCUCUUGUAUUAUCUGGCUAUUCUAAUGCAGAUUGGGCUGGGGAUCCCACUGAUCGGCGUUCUACAACCGGUUACUGCUUCUACUUAGGCGAUUCUCUCCUUUCUUGGCGUAGUAAGAAACAAAGUGUUGUCUCUCGUUCUAGUACUGAAUCAGAAUAUCGUGCUCUUGCUGAUGCUACCGUUGAACUUCUAUGGCUUCGUUGGCUUCUUGUUGAUAUGGGUGUUCCUCAGCAGGGUCCCACUCUCCUUCAUUGUGACAAUCGCAGUGCCAUCCAAAUUGCCCACAAUGACGUUUUCCAUGAGCGUACAAAGCACAUAGAAAAUGAUUGUCACUUCAUCCAUCAUCAUCUCUUGAGCCACACACUUCUUUUGCAAUUUGUCUCCACCACUGAGCAACCAGCCGAUAUCUUCACCAAAGCCUUAUCAUCUACUCGCUUCAAUCAGAUACGUACCAAACUCAAGUUGACAGCUACUCUACCACCUUGA